Messenger RNA from Dipodomys ordii (Ord's kangaroo rat), 2777 nucleotides. Its product is annotated as protein farnesyltransferase subunit beta. Gene Ontology annotation, cellular component: protein farnesyltransferase complex. Lineage: Eukaryota; Metazoa; Chordata; Mammalia; Rodentia; Heteromyidae. Gene Ontology annotation, molecular function: protein farnesyltransferase activity. The coding region runs from base 205 to 1515 and encodes 436 amino acids. Gene Ontology annotation, biological process: protein farnesylation. The transcript has 12 exons. The record is from RefSeq and is a predicted model, not a curated record.
GCUCCUGCAGCAACUCAUCUGUCCAAAGGGGGGCGGCAGCAUCCUAGUCACUCACUCCCUGAAGAUGUGUAGGUGGGAGGAGAGAUUCGCGUUCAAAAUCUUGACUCUACCCACACUCCGUAGCGCCUUAGCCCGCUCGAGUUUCAAUGCGCGUUGUUGCUGGACGAAGCUGAGUCUUACACAUCGCCCGCUGCUCUCCUGAUCAUGGCUUCUCCGAGUUCCUUCACCUACUAUUGCCCUCCAUCUUCCUCCCCUGUCUGGUCAGAACCGCUGUACAGUCUGAGGCCGGAACACGCGCGGGAGCGGUUGCAGGACGACUCGGUGGAAACAGUCACGUCCAUUGAACAGGCCAAAGUAGAAGAAAAGAUCCAGGAAGUCUUCAGUUCUUAUAAGUUCAACCACCUUGUACCAAGGCUUAUUUUGCAGAGAGAGAAGCACUUCCAUUAUCUGAAAAGAGGCCUUCGACAACUGACAGAUGCCUAUGAGUGUCUGGAUGCCAGCCGCCCAUGGCUCUGCUACUGGAUCCUGCACAGCUUGGAACUACUAGAUGAACCUAUCCCCCAGAUAGUUGCUACAGAUGUGUGUCAGUUCCUGGAGCUGUGUCAAAGCCCAGAAGGUGGUUUUGGAGGAGGCCCUGGGCAGUACCCACACCUCGCACCUACCUAUGCAGCUGUCAAUGCACUAUGCAUCAUUGGCACCGAGGAGGCCUACGAUGUCAUUAACAGAGAGAAGCUUCUUCAGUAUCUGUACUCACUAAAGCAACCUGAUGGCUCUUUUCUCAUGCACGUUGGAGGUGAGGUAGAUGUAAGAAGUGCAUACUGCGCUGCCUCGGUGGCCUCUCUGACCAACAUCAUCACUCCAGACCUCUUUGAAGGCACUGCGGAAUGGAUAGCAAGGUGUCAGAACUGGGAAGGUGGCAUUGGCGGGGUGCCAGGGAUGGAAGCCCAUGGUGGCUACACAUUCUGUGGCCUGGCUGCACUGGUAAUCCUCAAGAAGGAAUGCUCUCUGAACCUGAAGAGCUUGUUACAAUGGGUGACAAGCCGGCAGAUGCGGUUUGAGGGUGGAUUUCAGGGCCGCUGCAACAAGCUGGUGGACGGCUGCUACUCCUUCUGGCAGGCAGGGCUUCUACCCCUGCUACACCGCGCACUGCAUGCACAAGGUGACCCAGCCCUCAGCAUGAGCCACUGGAUGUUCCAUCAGCAGGCCCUGCAGGAGUACAUCCUCAUGUGCUGCCAGUGCCCUGCCGGUGGCCUUCUGGACAAGCCUGGCAAGUCACGUGACUUCUACCACACCUGCUACUGCCUCAGUGGCCUAUCCAUUGCCCAGCACUUUGGCAGCGGAGCCAUGUUGCAUGAUGUGGUCCUGGGCAUGCCAGAAAAUGCUCUGCAGCCUACCCACCCUGUGUACAAUAUUGGACCGGACAAGGUGAUACAGGCCACCACAUACUUUCUACAGAAGCCAGUCCCAGGCUUUGAGGAGUAUGAGGAAAAGACAGCAGAGCCUGCCACUGACUAGAGGACCUGCGUCCCUGUGCCACCAGCUCCCCAGUCAGACAGAGUUUCUGCGUUUCGGUACCUAGUGCAUUCUGCGCUGCACCAGCCUUAGCUACCAUGGAGCCAUGUGUGGUUCUCUUUGUCCUUUCUUGUCAAAACAAAACCAGUGGCUCUGAGUUUGGAGUACACAGUGGCGUGGUUUUUAAAAUUCUUUUCACAUCUGUCAAACCAAAACUCUGUCAGCUCAUGCAGUGAGGCUGGGAGCAGUGCAUGCCAGGAGAAAGAAGCCCUCCCUGCCAGCCUCCAGCCUGGAUGGUUGCACUGAAACGCAUGGCAUCUGAACAUUACAGGAUCCAUAGCCACUGCUGCCACUCCCAACAACAUGCCACCAUUAAAUCACCAGACAGGACACCCUCUUGUGGGUGAAGAUUGGUCAACUCCAUGCCAAUGUGGGGCUCUGGUUCCCACCAAAAUGAGCUCCCUGGAAAAGACCAUAUUAGGGCCACAGUCAGAGGUACUUCUGCCUCUUGCCUUCCAUCCCAGUUAUUUUCAAGGGACAGAAGCUGGGGGUGGGGGAACUGAGCCACACAUCUCUCCAAGGCCACGCCUGGUGCACAGGCCUUACCUCAGGUGUGCUGACUUAGAUCCAGGUAACCAAUUAUGAGUGGAAACCGGCCUCUAGCUCAACUCUAGGCAGAGGAAGCAGCCCCCAGUGCCCAGCCCCUACCCCUCUCAUCAUGUACCAUGUAAAACCCUCUGAGGUCUUGAGACCCUUCGGCGUGUUUCCAUCCUCGCCCACAGAUUCCCAGCCCAUCUUCUGAGUAUUGUCUUUUUUUCUCAGCAUUAACACUACUAAGUCUUUCACCUUCAUUAUGACUCAGGAUUUAGUUCUGGCUUGCCCAAUCUAGGCUCACAGAAAUAGUCAAGUGCUAGACAGGCUGGCUGCUGUGGUGGCAGAGGCCUUGUGAACUAGUGGGGGCAGGGUGAGUGCUAUCUUCCCCUUGGGCCCUGGUAGUGCCUCUGCUGCUCCCUGCAUUGAGCCCUUUGGUGGUCAGUGGAGUGCCAAGUUUGGUCAUCUGUCCGCUGCUACAGUCACAGCCAGCUCAUGUCACUGUCUUGGCCUUCUUGUGAGCAGCCCUGGGCUGUAGGCAGACCAGAGCUCAGAGAUGCAGCAUGAGGCUCUUCUCAGAAACUCUGGCUAUUUGCUGCCUCUAAUUUCCUAUUGCUUUGGCAUUCUGGGCUAUGUAUUACCUCCUUGAAAUAAUAAAGGAAUAACAUUUUCUA